AUGUGCCGUAGUCUUCCAUUUGUCCUUACCGGUCUCCUUGUCCUCUACUUGGCCUUCUCCCUCAAUCGGUUCUUCUUCAUCGUCACCCAGGACCGCGUCCUCUAUGGGGUGAUUUUUGAUGCUGGAAGCACAGGGUCCAGAGCACGGGUCUAUAAAAUUCUUAAAAAUGCGUCAGUCAUAUUACUCAUUAUGAAGUCAGAAAGGUGUCGCUACCAGUUGGUGGGUGAGGAGGUCUUCACAGUAGAGCCAGGUCUUUCGGAGUUUGCGCGUUUCCCCCACGCUUCAGUGGCCUACUUGCGACCACUGUUGGAUCAGGUGAGGACCUGUAUUCCCGAGCAUAAACGACCCCUCACUCCUCUGGUGUUGCGAGCCACUGCAGGUCUCCGACUUCUGCCCGAACAGGUCGCCAAUGCCCUUCUUGAGUCUGUAAGUUGGCCUCUUGAUACCUCUCCUCUUAUUCCUAUUCUUAACGUUAUGCUCAUUUUCAUCUCUAUUUAA
Molecule: messenger RNA, 498 nt
Organism: Hydatigera taeniaeformis
Lineage: Eukaryota; Metazoa; Platyhelminthes; Cestoda; Cyclophyllidea; Taeniidae
Source: the annotation of a GenBank genome assembly